GCUUAAUCACAUCUUAUUUUUAAGGACAAUAUGGAUGGGACAACCCGCGAAAGGCUGAGUCAGAUUGAGGGUAUCCCAUUACCAGAGCGAGUGGUGAAGUACUGGGCAAGAGUGGAGACCUUCCAGGCGUCAAAUGAGGAUCUACUCAUUGCCACGUAUCCUAAAGCAGGAACUACGUGGAUACAGGAAGUAGUGGAUAGCAUCCUGAAUGAAGGAGAUGUUGAAAAGUGCAAACGUGCACCCACUCAGGUGCGCAUGCCAUUCUUAGAGAUGACUGCUACUGACGGUUCAAGUUCUGGUAUAACUAAGCUGGAGGUUAUGGAUCCCCCUCGUGUUAUUAAAACCCAUCUUCCCAUCCAACUUGUGCCUCGUUCUUUUUGGGAUGCUGGUUGCAAGGUUAUAUAUAUGGCCCGUAAUCCGAAGGACACUGUGGUUUCAUAUUACCACUUUGACCGCAUGAAUCUUUACCAGCCAGAGCCUGGCCCUUGGCCACAAUAUCUGGAGAAGUUCAUGAAAGGGCAAUUGGGUUGGGGAUCCUGGUAUGACCAUGUUAAAGGAUACUGGAGGGAAAGACAUAACAAGGAAAUCCUUUACGUAUUAUAUGAAGACAUGAAAGAGGACCCUGUUCGUGAAGUAACCCGCAUUGCUCAAUUCCUCAAGCGUCAGUUAUCAAAAAGUACAAUAGAGCAUAUUGUGCAAAUGACAGCAUUUUCAGCUAUGCGAGAAAACCCCAUGGCAAACUACUCAACUAUAUCCGAUACAAUCUUUGAUCGCACAGCCUCAGAGUUCAUGAGAAAAGGUGAUGUUGGUGACUGGAAGAAUCACUUCAGUGCAGAAGAGGAUGCUGCAUUUGAGGAACACUAUCACAAAAUAAUGUGUGAUUGUCCUAUUGCGAUACGGUUCACAAUAUGAAAGAUUAAAAUGGAGUGUGUUUGUUUUCUAGUCUAAAAAAAAAAAAACUAUUAAAAUUUCCUAAUUUAAAUAAUUAUUAUGAACUAUUUAAUCCCAUAUAUGUUUCUAUGUUGCCUCAUAAAGUACAUUGUACAUUGCUGGGCAACAAAAUGUAAUAUUAAUGUUCUACUCUGGAUGGGUGGGAAUUGUUGACUGUUCAAAGCUCUUGAAUGCAGUGUAAAGUUCAAGUCCCCUCGUAAAAUCUCUGGAAAGUACACAUGAUAUCAGUUAACGGAAGUGAAAAUAAUCCCAAGCAAAGGGCAGAAAUAUAAUGUUGUAGGUUUUUUUAAUUUUGAAUCAGGAACAGGCCUCAGAAAUAA
This is a messenger RNA of Carassius carassius (crucian carp), 1271 nucleotides long. It is a transcript of the gene sult1st5, whose product is annotated as sulfotransferase family 1, cytosolic sulfotransferase 5. Gene Ontology annotation, biological process: sulfation. Gene Ontology annotation, molecular function: sulfotransferase activity. The coding region runs from base 31 to 912 and encodes 293 amino acids. The record is from RefSeq and is a predicted model, not a curated record. Lineage: Eukaryota; Metazoa; Chordata; Actinopteri; Cypriniformes; Cyprinidae. Gene Ontology annotation, cellular component: cytoplasm. The transcript is spliced from 7 exons.